Messenger RNA from Xiphophorus couchianus (Monterrey platyfish), 4685 nucleotides. RefSeq names its product discs large MAGUK scaffold protein 1b (gene dlg1b). Gene Ontology annotation, cellular component: neuromuscular junction; neuron projection; postsynaptic density membrane. The record is from RefSeq and is a predicted model, not a curated record. The coding region runs from base 794 to 3799 and encodes 1001 amino acids. NCBI's taxonomy places the organism in Eukaryota, Metazoa, Chordata, Actinopteri, Cyprinodontiformes, Poeciliidae. The transcript has 26 exons. Gene Ontology annotation, molecular function: ionotropic glutamate receptor binding; protein kinase binding. Gene Ontology annotation, biological process: cell-cell adhesion; embryo development; establishment or maintenance of epithelial cell apical/basal polarity.
GGAGGGAGGGAUUCAGGAAUCACAUGGUUUACGUUUGCAGCUCUGUCAGACGCCAUUUUGGAGGAAAGUUUGGGAUUUGUGAGACCUGGAAGGCUGCAGGGAGAGGAGCAGGAGGAGUGGGAAGGAGCAAACAGGAGGACUCAUCCACUCGGGGAGUGGGACACGCAUACAGCUCUCAGGCUGCGGCUUCCAGGGCUCUGAGGUCUGCGGGCCGGUGCGGGAUUAGGCGGUGGGACAGAGUUAGGAGUGUCUCCUCUAGGCUGGAAGUUUGUCCCGGGUUUUCUGGAAGGAGGUGCGGAGCUCCGGAGCGGCUCGGUCUCCUCCUCUGCAGCCGGAGCAGCAGCUGCAGCGGCGGGCAGCUCCUCCUGUCUGGCUCCCUGCCUGCCCUCAAACUGGGUGUGUUUACCGCGGACUUUGGCGCAGAGCAGAUCCCGGAUCCCAGCUGCUGGAAAACAGAUUCCCACUUUACUUCCAUCCAGAGCCGAGCAGCGGCCAGCCUGAGCGCUGCUCCCCGGCCGGAGGAGCCUCUGAGGCGGGGAAGUGCAGCUCGGAGAGUCGAGUCCUCCCCGGAGCUCCCCUCCCCCCCAGGAUUCUAAGUUUUCUGCGUGGUUCAGGACCGGUUCGGUUCUGGGGUGUUUCUUGGACGGGUCAGGAAGUUUGCUCGGUGUGGAACUUGGUGUCGUCGUGGAGGGAUUUUUAUUGGAUUUUACGGGAAAAACAAUUGGAAACCUGUUCUGUGCGGGAAGUGUGUGUGUGGUUCUGAGCUCCGAACUGAACCGAGCCGAGUCAGAACAUGCCCGUUAGAAAGAAAGACGCCCAGCGGGCCCUGCUGCUCCUGGAGGAGUACCGGAACAAGCUGAACCACACGGAGGACCGGCAGCUGCGUCUCUCCAUCCAGAGAGUCAUCGACAUCUUCCAGAGCAACCUGUUCCAGGCUCUCAUAGAUAUCCAGGAAUUUUACGAAGUGACCUUAUCGGACAGCCAGAGGUGGGCGGAGUCUUCCCGGGGGGCGGAGCCUGGCGUGCCCCUCCACCUGUGGGACCUGUCCAGCCUGCAGAGCCCGACCGGAACCUCCGAGACGCUGCCCAGCCUUAGCACCAGCAUCGAGGAGUCCCCUCUCCUUAACGAAAUCCUGCACACCUUGGCGCAGGCCAAGCUGUCCCCCCGCCAUGACGGCCAGAAGUACCGGCACCACGAUGAGGACUCGUCCCCCCAGGACCAGAGCUCCCCACCCCUCACGGAGGAAGGGGCGGGGCCAGAGCUGGUCCAGAUCGCCGAGAAGAACCUGAACCAGAUCGAGAACGUCCACGGAUACGUCUCCCACGCCCACAUCUCACCUAUGAAGGUAGCGUCUCUGGAGUUCCUCCUGGACGGCUCCUCGUCGUUAGGACUCUUCCCCCCGGAGCUCCCGUCCCCCACGCCCUCCGCCCUCUACCCCCACGGAGAGGACAGCCCCCUCCCCUCCUGCUCGUCCAACCCCUACCCCCCCAUACAGCAGGCCGAGGCCGCCCCGCCCUGCUCUCCUAUAAUCCCUGUGAUCCCCAUCGCUCCAAUCCCAGCCGAGACCUCCGCCAUCCCCGCAGCAUCACAGGCCAAUCCUCCGCCUGUGGUGGUCAACACCGACAGCCUGGACAUGCCGCCAUACGUGAACGGGACGGAGGCUGAAUAUGAGUACGAGGAAAUCACACUGGAGAGGGGAAACUCUGGGCUGGGCUUCAGCAUCGCCGGAGGGACGGACAACCCCCACAUCGGUGAAGACCCCAGCAUCUUCAUCACCAAAGUCAUCCCUGGAGGGGCAGCCGCUCAGGAUGGACGGCUCAGGGUGAACGACGUCAUCCUGCGGGUGAACGAGGUGGACGUCCGGGACGUAACCCACAGCCGGGCCGUGGAGGCGCUGAAGGAGGCGGGGUCUCUGGUGCGCCUCUACAUCCGGCGGAGGAAACCACUGUCAGAGAAGAUGAUGGAGAUCAAGCUGGUGAAAGGACCCAAAGGUCUGGGCUUCAGCAUCGCGGGCGGCGUCGGGAACCAGCACAUCCCCGGAGACAACAGCAUCUACGUAACCAAGAUCAUCGAAGGCGGCGCCGCGCAGAAGGACGGCAGGCUGCAGAUCGGAGACAAGCUGCUGGCUGUGAACAGCGUCUGUCUGGAGGAGGUGACCCACGAACACGCCGUCACUGCCUUGAAAAACACUCCUGAUGUUGUCUACUUGAAAGUGGCAAAACCCAACAGUGUCUUCAUGAACGACAGCUUCGCCCCGCCAGACCUCACCAACUCCUACACGCAGCACAUGGAGAACCAUAUCAGCCCCCCCAGCUUCCUGGGCCAGGCCGUCCCCCCGCCGGCGUCGUCUGGGCGAUACUCGCCGACGCCGAAGGGCAUUCUGGGAGAAGAUGACGUCACACGGGAGCCGAGGAAGGUGGUUCUGCACCGCGGGGCGACGGGUCUGGGCUUCAACAUCGUGGGCGGCGAGGACGGAGAGGGCAUCUUCAUCUCCUUCAUCCUGGCCGGCGGUCCGGCCGACCUGAGCGGGGAGCUGAGGAAAGGAGACCGCCUGGUGUCGGUGAACGGCGUGGACCUCCGGAACGCCACACACGAGCAGGCCGCCGCCGCCCUGAAGAACGCCGGCCAGACGGUGACCAUCGUCGCCCACUACAGGCCAGAAGAGUACAGCCGCUUCGAGGCCAAGAUCCACGACCUGCGGGAGCAGAUGAUGAACAGCAGCAUCAGCUCGGGCUCCGGGUCGCUGCGGACGAGUCAGAAGAGGUCUCUCUACGUCAGAGCUCUGUUUGAGUACGACAAGACGCGGGACUCGGGUCUGCCCAGCCAGGGCCUCAACUUCAAGUUCGGAGACAUCCUGCAUGUGGUGAACGCCUCGGACGACGAGUGGUGGCAGGCCCGGCACCUGACGCCUCAGGGGGAGCAGGAGGAGGUGGGAGUGAUCCCCAGCAAGAGGAGAGUGGAGAAGAAGGAGCGAGCGAGGUUAAAGACGGUGAAGUUCAACGCCAAGUCAAGAGACCGAGGGCAGUCCGUCAAUGACAAGCGUAAAAAGAACCUCUUUACCCGAAAGUUUCCUUUCUACAAGAGCAAAGAGCCGAGCGAGCAGGAGACCAGCGACGCCGACCAACAUGUGACGUCUAACGCCAGCGAUAGUGAAAGUAGCUACCGUGGGCAGGAUGAGUACGUUCUGUCGUAUGAACCCGUCGUGCAGCAGGAAGUGAACUACACCCGACCCGUCAUCAUCCUCGGCCCGAUGAAGGACCGGAUCAACGACGACCUGAUCUCUGAAUUCCCGGAUAAAUUCGGUUCCUGCGUCCCACAUACGACCCGGCCCAAACGGGACUACGAGGUGGACGGGCGGGACUACCACUUUGUGGCGUCGCGGGAGCAGAUGGAGAAGGACAUCCAGGAGCACCGCUUCAUCGAGGCGGGCCAGUACAACAACCACCUGUACGGAACCAGCGUGCAGUCCGUCCGCCAGGUGGCCGAGAAGGGGAAGCACUGCAUCCUGGACGUGUCCGGCAACGCCAUCAAGAGGCUGCAGCUGGCGCUGCUACACCCCAUUGCCAUCUUCAUCAAACCCAAAUCCGUGGAGAACAUCAUGGAGAUGAACAAACGUCUGACGGACGAACAGGGAAGGAAAACAUUCGACCGCGCCGCCAAGCUGGAGCAGGAGUUCACCGAGCACUUCACAGCCGUUGUCCAGGGUGACACGUUGGAGGAGAUCUACGAUCAGGUGAAGCAGAUUAUCGAGGAUCAGUCGGGUCCGUUCAUCUGGGUUCUGUCCAAGGAGAAGCUAUGAGGCGCCGCCGCUCCUCUUCAUCACUUACGUUAUUCUGAGAGAGGAGUCCAGCUGCAGGCGGCAGCCCCACCCUCCAUCAUCCAUCCAUCCAUCCAUCCAUCCAUCCAUCAUCCAUCCCUCAGCGAUCAGCAGACGGCUUCAUGUUGUUCCGCCUGAUUUGGAAGCACACAGGAAGUGACAUCACACUCAGCACGGUACAGCUCCUUAAUGUUUAAGGACGGAGAACUUCGGAGGAGAAGAGUUCGGAAACGUACGAAGCAGAUUUUCUUCCUUUUUCUUGUUUUUUUUCCAGCCGGCUCCGUUUGUCGGGUCGGAGGAAUCAGAGACACAAAAAGCAAAACUUUGCACGUUUGAGCUUUAACAGCAUGUCGGUUUAAACCCGUUGAUUUCCCAUCAGCCCCUUCACCUCAGCAUCUGACAUCACAGCUUCUGUCACAGCUUUUCUCUCUUUUUUUAUUGAUUCAUGUUUAGUUUUUAACAUUUUCGCUCCUCUGCUGCAGGACGUCUGUCAGGGAGCUGCAGGGUCAGCGCUCUGCCACCAGAGGGCGCCAAACAAAUUCUCCCCGAAAAACGAGCUGAUUUUAAACUCAUAAUUCAAAAUAAACAGAAAUGAUUAACGGUCUAUUAGACUGAGUCAAAGUCACCUUGAUUUAAACUAACAACUUCUUUUGGUAAAUUUAACACUAAAUACACUCAAAAACGUUUUAAAGGAACUUUUGUGCCAAAAAUCAAACAAAGCAUAAAAUCAUCAGUUUAUUUUUACAAAUUUUAUCAUAAGAGUGAAAUUGUAGGAAAACCUUUUUAUUUUAAUAACAGAACAUUUUAUAAUACUAUAAAAUUCAGCUGUAGAAAGUGAGAAAUUAAAAGUUUUAGUAAAAAAAUUAAA